GCGUCACGUUGUUUUCUUGCGCAACAGUCGUCCAAAAACCAAAACAACACAGAAGCAAAGAAGAGAGAGAUGGCGCUGCUUCGAUCUGCUGCGGCCGCAGCUGGUGCUGUGGCUGCUGCUGCUGCUUGUGUUCGCCCUGUCACUGUGGCGGCAAGGCGGACGGCGAUGACCCGUGCGCUUGUGCUGAACAAGGUGGAUGACCUCGAGCUCCGCGAGAUUGAUGUGGACGAGCCCUUCACCGACGAUGAUGUCCGCAUCGACAUUCACAAAGUCGGCAUCUGCGGCUCCGACAUCCACUACUACGAGCAUGGAAGCAUCCCACCAUUCUAUGUGAACGAGCCCAUGAUCCUCGGCCACGAGGCAUCUGGCAUCGUCACGGAGGUUGGCAAGAACGUCACACACCUUAAGGUUGGAGAUCGCGUGUGCAUGGAGCCGGGUGUGCCUGAUUUCCGCAGCGAUAUCACGCUUGCUGGCAAGUACAACCUGGAUCCCAACGUCCGCUUCUGGGCCACCCCACCCGCAGACUACGCCACCCAAAUCAACGGAGCAGGGUCACCGUGGAAGGCUGGGCACGGCUGCCUCCGCCCGUCCGUGGUGCAUCCUGGCGCAUUCACGUUCAAGCUCCCCGACAAUGUCCCGCUGGAGGUUGGUGCGUUGGUGGAGCCCCUCUCCGUCGGCAUGCACGCCGCUACCAAGGCCCAGAUCCGCCCAGGCGCAACGGCUGCUGUGCUCGGUGCGGGCCCCAUUGGAAUGGUGACGGUCCUGUCUGCGCUCGCUGCGGGCUGCUCGCGUGUUCUUGUCUCCGACCUCUCCCCUGCAAAGCUGAGCAUUGCGGAGUCGCUCGCCCCAGGCAAGGUGAAGGCAUUUCCUGCUGCUGGCGGCAGCGAGAUUGAUGAGAUGAAGGCGCAUCUUGGUGGGAAGGGCGCCGAUGUCGUCUUUGAAUGCGCCGGUCACCACGACGUCGCAGCAAACGCCGUCAAGCUUGCUGGUAUUGGGGGUCGUGUGAUCCUGAUUGGAUGCGCAGCGCAACCCGUCCCGCUCGACGUCGGCCUCAUGCUCACGAAAGAGCUGACGAUGAUGGGCAUCUUCCGGUAUGCGGGGGUGUACCCGGCAGCCAUCAAUCUCCUGAGUUCCGGCGCAAUCGACCUCACGCCAAUCAUCUCAAAGCACUGGACGUUUGAUCAGUCUGUUGAGGCGUUUGACUUUGCGCGCAACGCUCCCCCAGAUGUCGUCAAGAACGUCAUCCACGUCCGCAACGACGCCGAGUAAUGUGAUUGCACGAGGUGCAUCGAUACGCUUGCUCGCGACACCCGUCUCGCCUGCAGUGUGUGUGCUGCGCGUACGUGUAUGCAUGCUCGCAGUUGUUGCGUGCACAUGUUUGUCCGGUGAUCCCCCUCCCCCUUGUCGCUGCACGCUUCUGUUUCUUCUGCCCACUGUUCUCUUAUCUUGCGGUUUAUGUCGUGCGUUAUCAUCAUCAUCAUGAACUUCACACCAACGAGCAACGGCCGAAACAGGGCAGAGAACA
Molecule: messenger RNA, 1525 nt
Organism: Salpingoeca rosetta
Lineage: Eukaryota; Choanoflagellata; Craspedida; Salpingoecidae
Product: xylitol dehydrogenase
Exons: 8
Coding region: 70-1269 (399 amino acids)
Biological process (GO): D-sorbitol catabolic process
Molecular function (GO): L-iditol 2-dehydrogenase (NAD+) activity; zinc ion binding
Source: RefSeq, a predicted model, not a curated record